UGUUGUUCUGUUAUUCUGUCAAGUCCAAGUGUUUCGUUGAGGUUAUAUUAAAGUAUACUAUUUAUAUAAUAAUUAUUGUAAUACUAUUUUUUAAGAUCUAGCUUUUAAUUAAUUUACAAAAUGUCUAAAAAAAUUGAAACCGUCAACUGGCGAGCAGUAGCUUUAGACGGCUUUCCAAUUAAUAAAUUGGAUGGGUUCGUUGGCUUAGAAGAAUGUACUGAUUAUGGAACCGAAAAAUAUAAUAAAUUAAAUAAAAAAAAAAAGAGACAAAAGCCAAAAAACGAAAAGGUUUCAAAAAGUAUAAGUAAUUAUAAAAAAGAAAAGAAAAUGAUUAAUAAUAAGAAACUUGAAGUUAGUAAUGGUUUCAUUGUAGAAGAAUGUACAAAAGUGACCCCAUCUCUAUCAAAUGACGAUUUUGAAAGUAAAAAGAGUAAGCAGAACAGGAUUGGUAAAGAAGACUUAGAUGAGAAAGUAAGCAGCAAGGUAGAGAAACGAAAGCUCGGUGAAAACAUAUUGGAGUCUCAAAGCACACUGACUCCUGAAGAUAUGUUGUCAUGGGCAGAAUUUAAAUUACAGGAGGAAAUUAUAAAAGCAUUAAUGGAAUUGGGAUUUAAACAGCCUACCAAAAUACAACAGCUGUCACUACCUGCUGCCAUUCAUGGUCGAAGAGAUAUACUAGGUGCUGCUGAGACUGGCAGUGGUAAGACGCUAGCUUUUGGCCUUCCGAUCAUCUCAGGUAUAAUGAAGCUCAAAGAAAAAGCAGACACUAAGAAUCUGGAUGUUUAUGAAAUUCCAUACAAAAAGACGUCAGUUAAAAGAAAAGUUGCUAAAGAGGAGGAUAAUAAACGAGUUAAUAUUAAACGAAGGAAAGUAAGAAAUAAAAAAGUAGUAACGGAAUCUUCUGAAGAGGGUUACAGCAGUGGACAUGAGAGUGAUGAUGAUAUAACUGACAAUGAUAAGAUCAAUGAAUCAGAUGAUAAAAAUAAAGUUUCUGAUCGUAAUAAUACAGGUGAAGAUUUUAUUGAGGAAAUAGAUGUACCGUUCAAAAAGCAAAAGGAUUUGAAAGACGAGGAUGAUGACAGUGAUAGUGGUCAUAUUUAUCUUUCUGAAAUGUUAGAUUCUGAUGAUUUAGCAUCAAGUGACGAAAGUACAUCAGGUCAGAAUCGAAAUGUAAAUGACGAUGAUAACUGUGAUGAACAAGAAACCGAUAUGGCUGAAAAUGAAGCAGGAAUUGGCUGUGUUAAAGUGAUAGAUGAUGUAGAGUUUCCCGGACAUGUCAAAGUGAAAACUGGGAAGCCUUUGUAUGCAUUGAUUUUGACGCCCACCAGGGAGUUGGCGGUGCAAAUAAGCAGACAUUUGAUGGCUGUCGCUAAGUAUACAGGUAUAAGAGUUGCUACGAUCGUCGGAGGGAUGGCAGCUGUGAAACAGGAGAGGGUGCUGAGAUCCGGUCCCGAGAUAGUGGUGGCCACACCAGGACGUCUGUGGGAGUUGGUGAAUCAAGGAGAGCCACAUUUACAGCAGCUGCCUUAUGUAAAGUUCCUAGCAAUAGAUGAAACCGAUCGCAUGGUGGAACGUGGUCAUUUCGAAGAGUUGGAGCCUCUGCUAGAAAGACUUAACUUAGACGAAGUUCACAUGAGUUCCAGACAGAACUUCGUUUUCUCUGCCACUCUUACCAUGGUACACGACUUGCCCGCGCACAUGAGAGGGAAAAAGGUAUAUGUUAUUGAGACGCCUAAUAAGGGUUGA
Messenger RNA from Leptidea sinapis, 1746 nucleotides. RefSeq names its product ATP-dependent RNA helicase DDX24-like. Gene Ontology annotation, cellular component: nucleolus. The record is from RefSeq and is a predicted model, not a curated record. The transcript has 7 exons. Gene Ontology annotation, molecular function: nucleic acid binding; RNA helicase activity; ATP binding. NCBI's taxonomy places the organism in Eukaryota, Metazoa, Arthropoda, Insecta, Lepidoptera, Pieridae. The coding region runs from base 121 to 1746 and encodes 541 amino acids.